Messenger RNA from Coregonus sp. 'balchen', 1267 nucleotides. Lineage: Eukaryota; Metazoa; Chordata; Actinopteri; Salmoniformes; Salmonidae. The record is from the annotation of a GenBank genome assembly.
AUGGUGGACCAGAUGGCCAACUGUGAGGACAUCCUCAUGAACUUCCUGGUUUCCGCUGUCACUAAGCUCCCACCAAUCAAAGUCACCCAGAAGAAGCAGUACAAGGAAACCAUGAUGCAGCAGGUACAGUAGGUUUCUUUGGUAACUGUAUGUGUGUGUGGUGCGUGUGUUUGUCCUGAAAAUCAUAGCUCAUUGAAGAUGCCGUCUGUGAAACCAUGUGUUUACCCAGGAUAUAUCACUCACCAACAGCCAACUUUCAAUAGAAGCCACAAGCUGAUAUCAGGUAUCCAGUGCAUGGGACAGGGCCCAAUCUCAAGGUGUCUGAAGUGGGCCUAAAAUUGCAGCCAGAGGAGCAGCCAUGAGAGGGGGGGGACUGCAGGAUUGCAGACCGGUUCAAUUAGGAGCAUCUAGUGAGAGGUGGAGGAGGAGGUUGCAGCAUGCUGACAGUCUCCCUCUGUGAAUCCCCGUUCGGUGUGUGUGUGCGGGCUGGGCCGGGGCCGGCCCAUGUCAGGUCUGAUUGAUGGCCCAGCUUCAGGCAGCACGAUGACUCUGCACUAUCGGCCAUAUGAUUGUCUUAAUUGUGUAGACAGCAGCGUACCAGUGGUGUAUUUACUCGCAUCUCUUUCGACACCUAGUAUCUUCAGGCCCUUUCCCUUUCCAGGACAAUUUUUCCACUGCAGUCAGUGCUGUAAGAUGUGUUGCCCUGCACAAGAUCACACAGGAAAGGGGGGAAGUUUGUUGUAAACAAAAGGAAGUUUGUUGGAGAUUUUGGCCAACACUUUAUCAGUUGAAUGGGAGUUAAAAGGCAGCAAAAUAAAACCUUUCUUAGAUGUAGUUUGAUUUGUGUGUAUGUAUACAGUAGAUAUGAGCUGUUUUCUUAAUGCCCUGGGAUAAACUCCUUGCAGCAACCUAUUUGUGUAUUUCUAGGCGAUCUUUGAAGGGGAAAUUGUUUGCUUCAGGCAACACAGCUCUAAUGUACCAUCCUCCUCACAAUAUAUGUUUCUGCUUUUACACUGAAGCAGAGUCAGUGAGUUUUGUGAUUGGUGUGCUAAACUGACAUAUCUCCUCUGUCUGUCCACAGGGUUCUAAGACGUCCCGGUGGGCCGACCCAGACCACUUUUCCCAGAGACAGACCUGUAUGAACUCAUUCAGCGGCUGGUUUGGGUACAUGCCUCUGCUGCACUCCCAGAUGAGACUGGACCCUGUGCUGUUCAAGGACCAGGUCUCCAUCCUGAGGAAGAAGUACAGGGACAUUGAGAGGCUGUGA